CUUCCAGCAAGCUGAAGGGAGCAGGAGAUUAUCAAAACAUACUCACAACCUCAUGUUCAGAUCAUAGUGAGUGCUUUGUGUGUUUUAUUGGUUUCUUUGGGGCACACCUAAGUGACGCAUUAAUACUUGAGCAAGCGAUGGCUGGACCAAGGCCUGUGGUCAUGAGUGGACCCUCUGGGGCUGGGAAAAGCACUCUGCUCAAGAAACUGCUUAAAGAGUUUGAUGGUAUAUUUGGCUUCAGUGUAUCCCAUACAACACGAAGCCCCCGUCCAGGAGAGGAGAAUGGUAAAGAUUAUCAUUACGUGACCAAGGAAGUUAUGCAUGCAAGCAUAGCAAAUGGGGAAUUUAUCGAAAAUGCGGAAUUUUCUGGGAAUAUGUAUGGAACGAGUAAAGCAGCUGUACAGGCUGUUCAAGCCAAGAAUUUGAUUUGUAUUUUGGACAUUGACAUGCAGGGCGUGAAGAACAUUAAGAGAACAGAUCUCAACCCGAUCUAUGUGUCCAUCCAGCCUCCAUCAAUGGACAUCCUGGAAAAACGAUUAAGGGACAGAAAAACAGAGUCCGAGGAGAGUCUACAAAAACGUUUACAUGCAGCAAAGGUUGACAUGGAAAUAAGCAAAGAGCCGGGUUUAUUCCACGUGGUCAUCAUUAAUGAUGAUGUUAACGUGGCAUAUGGCAAAUUAAAAGAUGCUCUUCUUGAGGAAAUCCAGAAGGUCCAAGACAACAAUAAGGCCUAGAUGAGAACCCACCUGCUAACCGCAGCAACCUCUUCAUUCACUUCCAUCAUAAUCGAUGUUUGGAGAUCAGCACAUUCCACCCAGGGAAGAUUUGAUGAAAUCCAACAGCAGCAGAAUGAAAAACCCAUUCACUUAUUUAAAGGUGCAGGCUAAUGUUGUUUAUUCCAUGUUGAGUAGAUGCUGAAAUUACCAUUAACGAGAUGACAAAGUGUGCUACUUGAAUUCCUUGGCGAGAGAUUUAAAACACUCAAGUCUUUGUCUUUGAAACAGGUUUGUGUUUUGAUAGACAUUUUUUAUUGAAGGACGGGAUAAUGCACAAAUGAAGUUGCAGACUUCUCAUUUAUUUUGUUAAUUUUCCAUGCUGACAAUGCUUAAGAUAACUCUAGAUUCUGUCGUAGUUACUGCUGGAUAUACAUGGAUAAGUAGUUUUCCAUUUACAAAGUUAAUUGCUAACAUCUGCACAUAUGGAAGGUGUGUUACAUUGUCAAGUUACAAGUCAAGCAAGGGUAUUGUUUUCCAACAUAUAACUCAUUCUUAAUUAAUGUUAGAGGUUGCGUCCAUGUUAACCAUGUUUUAAAUGCAUAUUACAUGUUGUUUAUGUUAAAGUGAAUUAUUGUCCAUAAUUAUAUGUACCUUGUUUACCAGCUCUGAGAGUUUUAUAAAGGGUUAAUGGCUAUUGCAGGAAUUGUUUUUUGUACAGGGCAGCUUAUAAACACAGCCACAAGUCGUGUAGAACCAAAGUAAGUUUUAAGAAAACAUUGUUGAGAUGUGUGACGUAAUGUACAUAUGGAAAGCUUUUAGUCUCAUAUGGUCGAUGCUGGUAUGUUUGCUGUGCUUUCGUAGAUUUUCAGAUGCUUCAAGUCUUUCUAAUGAGUCUAAUGUCUGAAUUAAAUGUCUGACUUAAAAUAGUUUGGAAACCAAUAUAUGGCAAAAUGCCCAUAUAUGGCAAACACCUGAGCUGGAACCAUUUACAGCCCAUGUAAUUGAAGUUAUUAGUAUAAUAGAUUGACUUUCAAAAUAGUCAAUCUAUUGUAACUAUUCUAACUAGCACAUACACUGUGGCUGAAGUUGAGCAAAAGUGAGGGCACCAUCUCAAAGUUUUAAGUUUCUCUCAAACCUUGAAGUACUGUAUACAUUACCCAUCAAUUGCAUUCGAGUGCAGGCAGCAUAAUCAUUUUAUAUGUUUUUGGCAUACAUUUUAAUGUAUGGACAAUGAAUCUAGGGAAACGUUAUCAAAAUGGAACACAGGUUUUCAUAAAACAGCUCAAUUAAAAAUGUUUUUUAAGUAAAACAAAGAAAACGAAUUACUUUAAGCCAGCUGUUUUUGAAUUCCAGAAUGAUCUGUGAAUGAUGGGCCAUGUCAUUCCUUUGUGCAUCUUGAUACAAUUCCUUAAGUUGUGCUAGAGAGAAACCUGUCAAACGUUUUUGUGGUGUCUGUUUGAAAAUCAGUUUGAGAAAUGUAUUUAUAAACCAAAUAUAUUAUUGCUGUUUUACAUUUUUAUUCUAGAACUAUUAACAUGUACCGUGCAAGUGUAAUAAAACUACACCAUU
Xyrauchen texanus (razorback sucker) is the source of this 2285-nucleotide messenger RNA. RefSeq names its product guanylate kinase 1a (gene guk1a). Gene Ontology annotation, molecular function: GMP kinase activity. The transcript has 8 exons. Gene Ontology annotation, biological process: purine nucleotide metabolic process. Bases 138 to 734 code for a protein of 198 amino acids. Lineage: Eukaryota; Metazoa; Chordata; Actinopteri; Cypriniformes; Catostomidae. Gene Ontology annotation, cellular component: cytosol. The record is from RefSeq and is a predicted model, not a curated record.